Messenger RNA from Fonsecaea nubica, 1278 nucleotides. RefSeq lists its product as hypothetical. The record is from RefSeq and is a predicted model, not a curated record. The coding region runs from base 1 to 1278 and encodes 425 amino acids. Lineage: Eukaryota; Fungi; Ascomycota; Eurotiomycetes; Chaetothyriales; Herpotrichiellaceae. The transcript has 3 exons.
AUGGAGGACUCCUCUGGCAUACCCAGAUCCCAACAGGAUGAGCAGCCCGAAGGCUCCAACAUUACUGCUGUUCCCGCCACUGUGCGCUUCGCCCCGUCCAACGAGGAGCCGGAUGAACCAGAAUCCCUCGAUGAAGCGCCUCUGACCCAGGACCUCAAGGGUACAUCCGAGUAUCUCGGCAGCACAUUGAGUCCGCAAACAUCCAAGUCAUCCAGAUCGAUCAAGCUGGAACCGCCACCGGUGGUGAUGAGACCGCCCAAGGUCAAGUAUGAGGGUUUCAGCUCCACGGCGCUGUCGUGGUUCGCAUGGAACCGCAACGAGGAAAAAGACCUACCCGACUGCGCGAGAUCCAUGCGCCGCUCCUACUCUUACCGAUCCACGUUCCGCCUUUUCGGGUUCAGCUUGACCAGUGCUGUCAGCUACAAGACAUCGGCGACCGGUAUUGAUGCCGCUAUGCACAAUGUUCGCGUGGGAUGGGGAAAGUCGGAAACGAGCUGGGUCCGCGACAGACUGCCCCAGGCGCGGCAGCGAUUCGGGCUCUCUGGGAACAGGCAGCCAGAAUCGCCUGACGAAGAGGCGCAGGACGCGGCGGACCAAGAAGACCGCAGCAGCACCACGGCAGCGGUCGAAGGGCAAAAUCCCAAGCGAGAACCCAGACAGACGAUCCCACGCAUCGCGCACCCGUGGCACCUCGACUACUACUACAUCGUCGUGGGCAUCAUGGGCGACGAGAUCGCGCCCAAGGAGACCCUCCGGCGAGUGAUGGAGAUCGACGGGCUGUUCCAGCAGAUCCGCAAGGCGCACAGGUACCUGCGGAACCCCAUCCGGAGGGCUCUGUCCUUGAAAGAAGUCUCGGGCUUCGGCAUCUACCAGUGCGACCCGCGCAAGGGCUACCACCGCGAGGCGGAACUGGAUAGCGAGACUGAGAGCGCCCUGGCCGAGCUCUGGCGCAACUACAACACCCACAAGCUCGACUACGAGGGCCGCUGGCUGCUCUGGAUCCACCAGCACUUCAACAACGGCUCCAAGAACCCGGAGCUGGGCACGCUGACCCUCGAGCUGCGCCUGCGCUGGUCCGUCGUCAAAGUCGUCUUCUGGGGCGUCGUGCCCAUCCUGCUGAGCCUGGCCAUCGGCUUCUCGUACAUGUACUCGGACCACGGCGAGGUCGACGACGUCGCGGUCGCGGAGGCCGCGUGGGUCAUUGCCACGUAUAUCAUCACGACGUCGGCCUUGAUCUUUGCACUUUUGGCCGUCAUCACUCAGCUGGGGAAUAUUUGA